GCGGAGGGUGGGAUGCCUCCGGCUGCUCCUCCUCGCUUCCUUGCCUGCUCCCCCCCCCCCGCCUGCCCGGAGAGCGCUCUCGCCUCGCUCGCUACGGAAGCCGACGAGCCCUGUGCGCAGGGGAGUCCGCGAGCAGCCGCGGAGGAGGCGUGAGGGGGAGCGCCAGCCGUCGCCCGGGGCGGAGAUGCCCCUCUGGCCCCCGGCUGCCAGCCCGGGUUGGGGCCGCUCGGACGGGCUGCCCGUGAAGGCGCGGGCGGAGGGCGACCCUCGGGGGCUCCCCAGGCGGCCUACAAGAAGAGACUGAAGAGUAAGCCCGGAUCAAUGCCCCACCCAUUUCCAGCCGCCUGCGAGGAAUCCAUGAUCACAUGACCCUGGAUAUGGACGUCGUCCUAUCGGAUUUUGUCCGCUCAACCGGGGCAGAGCCGGGAUUGGCGAGAGACCUGCUGGAAGGGAAGAACUGGGACCUGAGUGCCGCCCUGAGCGACUUUGAGCAGCUGAGGCAGGUCCACGCGGGCAAUCUGCCCCACCCCUUCAACGAAGGGCGGGCCUUCAAGCUCUUGGAGAAGGAGAACUCUCGGCGGGUGCUCACUCCGCUGCAGCGCCAGGAUGACAUUGUUCAAGAAAAACGACUCUCCCGGGGCAUUUCCCACGCCAGCUCCACCAUCGUUUCGUUGGCUCGCUCUCACGUCUCCAGCAACGGCAGCGGUGGCGGGGAGCACCUCCUGGAGAUGCCGAUCUGCACCUUCCAGCUUCCCGAUCUGACCGUGUACCACGAGGAGUUCCGGAACUUCAUUGAGCGGGAUCUCAUUGAGCAGUCGAUGCUGGUCGCGCUGGAGCAGGCUGGUCGUCUCAACUGGUGGGCCAACGUGGAUCCCAGCUGCCAAAGGCUGCUUCCGUUAGCAACGACCGGAGAUGGAAACUGCUUGCUUCAUGCGGCAUCUCUAGGCAUGUGGGGAUUCCACGACCGGGACCUGAUGCUCCGCAAAGCCCUUUACGCGCUCAUGGACAAAGGCGUGGAGAAGGAGGCCCUGAGGCGGCGCUGGCGCUGGCAGCAGACCCAGCAGAACAAGGAGUCGGGCCUCGUCUACACGGAAGAGGAGUGGCAGAAAGAGUGGAACGAGUUGAUCAAGCUCGCUUCGAGCGAGCCUCGGAUGCACUACGGCACGAACGGCGGGAACUGUGGCGGCGUCGAAGGCUCUGAGGAGCCCGUAUAUGAGAGCUUGGAGGAAUUCCACGUCUUUGUCCUGGCCCAUGUGCUGAAGAGGCCCAUUGUGGUGGUGGCCGACACGAUGCUGCGGGAUUCGGGAGGGGAAGCGUUUGCGCCGAUCCCCUUUGGCGGCAUUUACUUGCCCUUGGAGGUCCCGGCCAACAAGUGUCACCGGUCCCCGCUGGUCCUGGCCUACGACCAAGCCCACUUCUCGGCCCUGGUGUCCAUGGAGCAGAAGGAGCCUGCCAAAGAACAAGCUGUGAUCCCGCUGACGGACUCUGAACACAAGCUGCUUCCCGUGCACUUUGCCGUGGACCCUGGGAAAGGCUGGGAGUGGGGCAGAGAUGACAGCGAUAACGUCCGGCUGGCCAGCGUGACGCUCUCACUGGAAGCGAAGCUCCACUUGCUGCACAGCUACAUGAACGUGAAGUGGAUCACUCUGCCUUGUGAAAUGCAGGCCCCUCUUGCGCAGCCGGAAUCCCCCACGGCGUCGGCGGGAGACGACGCCCGCUCGGCGGCCGACUCGGGCGAUUCGGACAAGGAGUCGGUCUGCAGCAGCUCGGCGAGCAACAGUGGCGGCAGCAGGAGCGGGCACAAGGACAAGGAGAAAGAGAAGCCCAAGAGGGAGCGGGAGAAGGACAAGGACAAGAAGCGAGCUGACUCGGUGGCCAACAAGCUGGGCAGCUUUGGCAAGACUCUGGGGAGCAAGCUCAAGAAGAACAUGGGGGGGCUGAUGCAUGGCCGGACUGUCAAGGGGGGAGUGAGCAACGGCCAAGGGGAGACCCUGGAGAAGAAGAAGAAGGGCUCCAUCAAGGUGAGGAAGGGCAGCAAGGAGGAGGCGUCUCCUGGAGACUCGGCGGCGGUGGCAGCCGUUGCCGAGAAGCCGUCUGCGGGCAAGCCGUCCGCGGAGAAGCAGCCGGACACCUGCAAGUACGGCAGUGACGUCCGGCUGAGCCUGAGCAUCCUCCGGGCCGCCAUGCAGGGGGAGCGCAAGUUCAUCUUUGCUGGCCAGCUCAAGACCAGCCACCGGCACCAGUUCCAAGAGGAGAUGAUCCAGCGGUACCUCUCGGACGCCGAGGAGCGCUUCUCGGCCGAGCAGAAGCAGAAGGAGGCCGAGAAGAAGGCCCUGGGGAACGGCAGGGCCGUCAAGAAGCUGGACUCGGAAGGCAACCCCCUCAAAGGAGAGGAGGCACUGCUGAACCCGGCGUACCCCCCGGCGCUCUCGCCGUACAGUAUGCAGAGCUCUGAUCUGGCGGCCGUGGGGGCCAAGAUGGCCAGCUUGCCUUCCAGUUACUCGGGGGUCUUCACCAUCCCCCGCCCCUCUGCGGUGAGCAGCGGGGAGAGCACCCUUCCCCCCAGCUACCAAGACAGCCGGAGGCAGGUUGCUGGCGGCCUCUGUGCCCCCCUCCCCUCUUACGCCACGCUGCCCAGGCACUGCGCUCAAGGGCGGCCGCACCCCUACCAGACCAGCCCUUCCCACCUGGGGCGCUUCUCUCCCACGGAGAUGGACAUGCCGCCGAGUUACGCGGUGGCAGACUGUGAGGCGGCUUCCUGUCCGGCCCCGCUCAGCAACGGCUACCGGGAAUACCCAGAGCCGGACGGCAGCUCCCCCAAGGGCGCCAACGGCGACCGGAGCCGAUUGCGCCCGCUCUAUGGCGUCCAGCAGACCAAAUGCAAACAGCCGAAUUGCAGUUUUUACGGGCACCCGGAGACCGGGAACUUCUGCUCGUGCUGUUACAAAGAGGAACUGAGGCGCAAGGAACGCGAGCGGGAAGCCCUGAUACAUCAGUUUUGAAGGGCCAGGCUGUGCGUCUGGUGCUCGGACCCAUGGACGAUGGGGAAUGCAAUAAUUUAUCUUUUUUCCCCCUCCCCCACACACGUACUCCCCUUCCCCACUGAGCUGAGGAGAAGGGUUAGCUCGUUUGCAGGUGGCAAGCCGCUUGCCCGGGUGGGGAACCCGGAGCCCUCGUCUCCGGGUAGCCAGGAAGGGGAACGUGCUGGUGGGAAGCAGGUCUUGGUCAGACGGCUGCUGCAGGUUGGGGGGCGCUGCCCCGAAUGGGGGUGGGGACCUUUGGAGGGGACUUUGCUGACCUGAAGUCCGUGAACGGAGCUAAUCUGCUAGACCAAAGCUUUGAAUUCCAAGAGUAGGACAAAGGCUGUGACGACAAGAGCCCUUCCUCUCUCCCCGAUCUUCUCAGCCCUGGCUUAAUUUCUUUUUUGUUGGUUCGCUCAAAAGGGAUUAAAACCACCAUCCCUGUCGUUAUUUUUUUAUUUUAUUUUUUAAUUUGAAAUAUUUGGGUCUCUCUUAUUAAGUAAUGUUAACUGUUUUGUGUUUGCGUUGUUCUUUUUGGGGUUUUUUUUUUUUUUUUUAAUUGUAGUUUCUGUCCAUCCCACCCUAAAUAUGGAUUUCAAGUGGAAAGGGACUUUUGUGGGGGGCUUUUAGUGGGUUGCCACUUCUUCCUGCCGUUCUUGCCUCUUCCUCCAGAUCCACCUUUCCUCCCCCACAAACCUCGGGCCUGCUGUGGCUGGCUUUAGCCUCCCCCCCCUCCUUUUUUUUUAGAUGAGUUGGGCGUGACGUUAUUUUAAAAAAAAUCUCUAUAUUUUAAAAACUCCUUGUAGGGACCUGGGUGUGGGACGAGGGAAGGGAGGAGUCAGGCCGAGUGUGAGUUUUUACUGCACAUAAACAAAAGGAAAAUGGAUCUUGAUACAGUCAAACCAACUUAGUAAGAAUUUGGACACCUCCCAGAGCAAAACCAGUGGGGCUUGGGCGAGAGCAGCAAACCACUGUGGGCAGCUUGGGAAUGGGGGGCCAGACGGGAGCCCCCAGGCACCGCCGUCAACAAAACCUCUCUGCAACACGGUUAGCUCCUGCUCCUUUCUAAAGCCUUCGGUAGAUGAAAUCUGUAUAAAAUCCUCCUUAUCUGCAGAGUAACUUCCCCCCCCCUGCCGCAUGAGCGACUUAUUUUCUAGACUACCUCUGUUCUGCUGAGUAGAAAUAAUCCGGCUCUUUUUUGUCGAGCCACUACUUUGACCAUGGGAAUGAUAAGUAAAUACUAGAGAAUUACAGAUGUUAUAUAUAUAUAUAUAAAUAUAAAUAUAAAUAUAUUUUUAACAGGGCUACAGUUUGUUAGGGGGUGAAUGUAAAAUAGAAGUUCACAACACUGUUCUUCCUCCUUGUUCGACGGUUAGAUCAUCUGCUUCCACCACCCCCCUCCUUGGAAAAUGUUUGGCUUUGGGGGCAGGCAGCGUCCAUUGUUAAUAUCGGCUUUGAGCAUAAACGGGGACAUGGUCUGCGGCAUUCUGUCCCACGCGGGGGGGUUGGGUGCUGCCAUAACAAAGGAAAGAACAAACCUACAAUUCGGGAAGCUUCUGGGUGGGGGCGUCGGGAGGUCUGUCCGACUCGCUGAAGGGUCUUCAAAACUAUGCAAUUACUUUUCCACUCCGAAGUUGAUGGAGAGGGAUGUAAGUGUACUUAAGAAUGGACACUGGUGCCCGCUGGUGGCAAAGGUUGGCAAUGAAACUAAGUGACUGGCCUCUUCUCUCCUUCGCUCGAGCUUAAUAUGGGGAUGGGGCAAAGAGAGGGGGGUGUGUGCGUGUGCGCUGCUGUAUUCCAUUUGUCAAGGGCUGUUGCCUUGUUAUCAAGGGGACGUUGUGAAUGAGAUUUCUGGGGUACCCGUAGAAGAUGUCCACUUGCACUGCUAAGUGGCGAGAGCAAGAGGGCACCCUUUAACUGAUUGUCCCAGAUCUUCAUGAAUUUCAGGGCCUUCAUUGGGGCCGAGAGAAGUGAUUUUUGGGGAGUGCCAUUCUGUGUGUGUGUGUGUGUGUGUGUGUAGAGAACUGUCAGUAGAUAUUGGAGAGAGAGAAUAGAGGCAGGUGAGUCAUGAGACUUUUCCUAGGGGGUAAACUAAAUGCAUUCAAUUGUUGUUUCCAUAUCGGUAAAGGGGGGGGGGUGAGGAUUUCCAUUAUGGGGUUUCAUUUGUGUGUUCAGCCCUGAGGAUCAGCCUGCCUUGGAAGGAGGUGUGUUUGGGAUGGGGGGUGGGGGUGUCCUCAGAAUCGAACUUUGAAACGCCCAAACAAAUGGAGCACCGCAAACAACUUCAAAAUCAUUUUUGAGGCCUUGGAAUAUCCUUCGGUUAAGCUGACGAAAUGCUCUUUUGAGGAAAGCUGUUUUGAGUCCACAGAUGGCUCCAUAAUACACAUAGUAACUAAAGGUUUAUGAUUGCCUAGUUGGAAGUAGCCAUUUUUGCUAAGAGUGUGAGUGUGUGUGUGUAUUUUUUUAAAAAACAAAAUAUACAACAUCCCUAAAUCUAUUUUUCUGGGGCCGGCAGAUAAAAUUGUUGCAUCUGUUGCAUUUUGCUUUUUUUAAAACAAUGGGUGCUUUUGGGAUCCUCCAGUUAGAGCAUUCGCGGACAGAAUUCUUAUUAAGGACGUUUGACUGUAUUGGUUUUACCUCUCUGGGGACAGUUGUGGAUUUGGAUUGCCAUCAAGGUUUCUGUUAAAAUGUCUACAAUUGGCGGGGGGGGGGUGAGAUGGCAAAGAUGCAGAAUCAGAUUGCGGAAGUGGGAUUCCCUGCACCCCGAAAUGUCUGCUUUCCUCUUUAUCACUGCACCCCUCUUCCCAGAGUUUCUUACCCCCAGACUGCUGUGACCUUCUGUUGUCCUAAUCCAUUGCCUUUCUUCAGGUUGGGGGUUUGUGGGGCUGCCGCUGUGGGGCUUCCUUCGCUGGGACCUCUUCAUAGACACUUGUAUUUUUUCUAACAGACAAAAUUUUAAGCGCUUCCCCUGACGGUUUGUUACUGGCGUGUGUGUGUGUCUGGUCUACUUUUUAUUAUAACUACUAUUGCAAUUAGGUUAUGUAGACCGUAGCGUUUUUUAAAUCAAGGGAAAGAGGUGAACUUAAAAUAAUUAAGUUUUUAAAAAAAGUAUUUGAAGAGUAUUUUUUCUAUCAACACAAGAGUUUCGACUAAGGCCCUGAUUCCAAAGCCUUUCCGCCUUAACAAUGUCAUAAUGGAUACUAAUUAAUUAAUUUGCUCUUUCAUGCAGAGUUGACAUUGAGUCGGUAUUGCUGAUGACUUCCAUUUCCCCCCCUCCUUCGGCCAAUGUUUCUUCUAGGUCGCUUGUUUCCUUUAUGGUGAAACAUUGCCCCUUCUUUCUUCUUCUUAAAGGGACUAUUAAAAGACAAAUUAUAUUUAUUGAAAAUAUGUGCACCCCUCCUUGAGUAAUUGCUUAUGCAGUUGGAAACUAAAUGUGGUGGAAAUGUCUUAUGGUACCUCUUUCUUCUCACCCUCCCUUUUUAGUGGGGGUGGGAUGAGCAAUUUGGAUCCGCGAGCACUUUAAAAAAAAAAUUGUAAAAAAAGAACACUAGGCUGGCAGAUGCUGAUUGGCUCAUCAGCGGAAAGGAAGGAGCUGGGCAAAGAGAAGGUAUUUGUGUGUCAAUUUGUGACCUAGCGCCCUCUGCUGGGGUGGAAUAGCUAUAGCAUAUAUCUCAGCAACAGAUUUCCCACAGAUGUUUCACGGGUGACGGAUAAAAAUGGAGGUUGAUUUUAUGCCCCCCUGCCCCAGUGCGCACACACAAUGGAGGGGGGGGGACCUUUUAAAACCAUUGAAUGUCUUUAGUGGUGCCAGUUAUAAGCUGCUAUCGCUGUGGCUUCUGAUAUGCUAGGCUCUUAGUGGGGCCUGCUGCCUGCCUCCCCCCCCAUUAAAAUUGUCUAAUAAACUAAGUACUGUCAUGCUCUCAAUGUUUUUUUCUCUUCUAACCCCCCCUUUUUAAACAACAAAGUAUGCACACCCACACAUUUUGCACAGCAAAAAGCCUCAUUUGGACAACUGGACAGCUUUGUUGCCUCUCUGAGUGCAUUAACUUGUAAUUGUAAGAAGUUCUGUCUCAACUUAUUUUGGUUUUACUUGGAAAGGAAAAGAAAAGAAUGCUUUUUAAAAAUUAA
This is a messenger RNA of Hemicordylus capensis (graceful crag lizard), 7148 nucleotides long. RefSeq names its product OTU deubiquitinase 7B (gene OTUD7B). Bases 366 to 3002 code for a protein of 878 amino acids. The transcript is spliced from 12 exons. Gene Ontology annotation, cellular component: cytoplasm; nucleus. The record is from RefSeq and is a predicted model, not a curated record. Gene Ontology annotation, molecular function: DNA binding; zinc ion binding; K63-linked polyubiquitin modification-dependent protein binding. Gene Ontology annotation, biological process: protein deubiquitination involved in ubiquitin-dependent protein catabolic process; protein K63-linked deubiquitination; protein K11-linked deubiquitination. NCBI's taxonomy places the organism in Eukaryota, Metazoa, Chordata, Lepidosauria, Squamata, Cordylidae.